Molecule: messenger RNA, 4862 nt
Organism: Cynoglossus semilaevis (tongue sole)
Lineage: Eukaryota; Metazoa; Chordata; Actinopteri; Pleuronectiformes; Cynoglossidae
Product: ADP-ribosylation factor-like protein 4C
Exons: 1
Coding region: 1193-1777 (194 amino acids)
Molecular function (GO): GTPase activity; GTP binding
Source: RefSeq, a predicted model, not a curated record
AGAUUUUAAGAAAAGCUAGCCUGUCAGUAUCAUUAUUAGUUAAAGCUUUAGUUGAAGCUAAAAAUGUAACCAGUUUGGACCGUUGUACUCCAGAGAGUCAUAGUUAGUUCCUUGUGGACCAUGUUUGGUAACUACAGUAUAUUUCUGGCCCUGUGUCCGGGCAGAUUUUAAAAUUUGAAUACAAGACGUGGGCACCUCCAGUCUGAAAAACAUUGCUUUAGUAGGCCACGUACCAUUUUGUGUUACCCCUGCUCUAAUGGGUUGGGUGAAUAGGCUUUGUUGAUAAUUAAUGCAUUGCAAUUAAUUUCUGCCAGCUACAAUUUUGUAUAGAUUUUAAAUUUCCUAUUAUAUAGAAGGAAAGCCACAAAAUUACGACCAAACGCCCUUUUUUAAAAACGCAUACCUAAUUAUUACAGUAAGUGUGGCUUUGAUGGGAUCUCUCUGUAAUGACACUGUACCGCCAGUAGACUGAGUAAUUAUAAGCGUUGUAAAUGUGUUUCACCAGCAGGUGUCAGACCUACUUCAGCUCAGACAGUGGCUGGUCGCGCAGCGGAAGUAGCGCGCAGUCACAGUCUCAAUUGAUACAUUUCAAAAUAAAGUUCCCACGCAGCCUUCCGGUGUGUUUACCUGUUUUCCUACUCCGUAGCAGCAAUUCCUUUUAUUUCAAAGGAGCUCCGUCUGAAGCAGGACAUGGAUCUGGUUUUCUUACUGACACUUGGCGCAUCUUGACAUGUCAGUGUUUAGAGGCUGGUCACACGCCACCACUUGAGUGUGUGUGUGUGUGUCGAAGAGAGGCUGUGUGUGUGAAGAGUUGUGUGUGUGUGUGUGUGUGUGUUACUACAUGAGGACACAAACAGAUGCAAAGACACAAUGUGACACCGGACUGUGCGUAAUUUACGCAUUUGGAUCGCGGUGCGCACCGUGACCGCACCGCUGUCUGUGAUGAACUGGGUGAUUUUUUUUUUUUUGAUGCUGUUGGAGUGAAUCCAGGGAUGCUGUGGCGUGUUGUGCUGCCGAAGUGCCGCCACGCUACGUGGGGCUGCGCCCUGCACAUCUGCUGAAGCCGCGGCUCUUUACGUUUUUCUCACCCAUUAUCCCAAAAAUGCUGUGGCGCUGGUGUGUGAUGGAUCACUGGGGACGUAUUUGAGCAUCUGCUGCGGUCAUACGACUGUCGGGGCUCACGCUCUGCAGAAUGGGGAACAGUUUCUCAAAUCUGGCUGCCUUCCAGUCCUUGCACAUUGUCAUGCUCGGACUGGACUCUGCGGGUAAAACCACAGUGCUGUACCGGCUGAAAUUUAACGAGUUCGUCAACACUGUUCCAACCAUCGGCUUCAACACGGAGAGAAUCCGACUGGGAGGUGCGGGGGCCUCCAGGGGCAUCAGCUGCCACUUCUGGGACGUCGGGGGCCAGGAGAAGCUACGGCCCCUGUGGAAGCCCUACAGCCGCUGCACCGACGGCAUCGUGUACGUGGUGGACUCCGUGGACGCCGAGAGGCUGGAGGAGGCCCGGACCGAGUUGCACAAGAUCACCCGGUUCUCAGAGAACCAGGGAACCCCGCUGCUGGUCAUCGCCAACAAGCAGGACCUGCCCCGGGCGCUGGAUGUCGGGGAGAUCGAGAGACAGCUGGCUCUGGCCGAGCUGAGCCCGUCCACCCCCUACCACGUCCAGCCGGCCUGCGCCAUCAUAGGGGAAGGUCUGGACGAGGGCAUGGACAAGCUGUAUGAGAUGAUAGUGAAGAGGAGGAAGUCACUGAAGCAGAAGAAGAAGAAGCAGUGAUGGCAGGUUUGAAGCUGCUGGACUGAUCAUCUCUAUAACUGAUAGAUUAUAGGAUGGAUUUCAAAUUGUAGCAGAUUAAACAUCAUGUAGCAGAAUAUCGUCAUUGACACAUUGCAGGGCUCUCGAUAUAUAUACACAUAUAUAUACAUAUAUAUAUGUAUAUAUAUAUCAAGUGAGCUCAAAUAAAAACAGCAGUUCUGUCAAUAUAAAGUCAUCCACAUACAGUAGAUGUGGUUUUGUAGAAAUGUUUUAGGAGGAGGAAGUUAUUUUCACAUUCAAAACGACAUAAUCUUAUGAUAUAAUCAAAAAUGACAGAGACCCUCAAACCAAAUAUAUUACAAGAUUAACAACUAUCCAUGAUGGACGACUGUUCACAGCUUCUCUGAAGAAGAAAAAUGGUCAGAAACUAAAGUCCCAGGUGUUGGGAUGCUGAUGUGACUGUAGUGAAGUCAGAACAGUGUAUGGACCUGUAGGGGCAGAGCUCCCUGUUGCUGCCACAUCGUGCUGUGCACAGAUGUGAGACUGUUGUAAAUGUGAUUAUCAGGCGUGCACUAAUGCACAGGCACAGGGAGAUGGCGUUACACCAAAGACGAGUCCCCUGGGAAGACAUGUAAAACCUUUCUGAUGUCUCCUUCCCUACUGCCGACCCCUCUGUGCUGGGAGUCCUGUCUCUGUGCGGCCACACCUUUGGAGGAAAAGUAUGAAUACAAUUAAAUCAAACAGCUGUGAAGUACAUUUUUAGCAAGUUUGUCAAUAAGAAUGCAACAGAAUCAGGUUUGUUUUGAUGAGACUGUGCCUAAAAUAUUAUUACAAGUGCAAUGCAACUUCACCAGUUCCUAUCGAGACAAUAGAGUGACCUUCGUAUUCAUCCAAAUCAAUAUAAAACCAGGCAUUUAUCUACUACUGCAAAGUCACUUCUAGUGGAUGUCUGUAAUUUGAGUCAAUGUUGGAAGACGUCAUGCUUUAUGUUUGUAAGAUCUUAAGUCAAAUAGAGUCUAUAUUUGCAUGAUUAUGGUUAUGUAAAUGACUCAAUCACAGAUUAUCAUUUACUGGAAAUAAACCUUACAGGUUUAUCGUGUAAUGAAAGAAAAAGGAAGAAAUUUGUAAUGUAAAAGGGGACGCUGUAGAAAUAUUUACACUACUGUAGAAGUAGUGUGAAAUUUAGUCAUUUCCCAGAGUAUUCGUAUCUAGAAUUAACCGUCAUGUUUUUCUUUAGCUGUUAAGAUUGUUUGUUUUUUGAUUCCUUGUUCUUUAUUUUAGUAAAAACAAACAUAUUGUUAGACUGAUCAAUGCUAAUCCCAUUUAGAGGAAAUGUAAGAUAAAGCAUACUGCUAGAAGGCCACCUGAACUCCAGACCUAUUCUCAGUCCACCUCGUAUGCUUUGUGUUUGUGCUGACUUUAUCUUACAUUUUCCUCCAAACAGGGUUUAGUUUCACACUGAAUCUCCAAAAAAACGUCAUCUUCUUCAUAAAUUAUACAGUCUAUGAUUUAUGGUUUGGCCUGCUGACCCCUACUCUUUCAUUGUCCGAGAGGUGUGUCGUUCCCAAGGAAGUCUUCUUUGAUCCUAACCAGCUCUUUGUGAGGGUCUUCUGCCCUGAGAAUCAGCUGAUCCUGUCUUUACACGACACAGAUGUCUGUGUCUGAGUGGAGAAUUCUUAGUCUCUAAUCAACGGUCCUUCCGAUUCUUUUCAAAUUCUUAAAGACAACAAUAUUUAUGCAGCAGGAACAGCAGAAAGUGCUUCAUUUGUAGAUAAUGUGAUCAAUUACUUGUUGAAAAAGCAAUAAGUAAUUUCUUAAUUUUAGUGUCUUUCCCCUGUACUGUCUUAUAUUUUAUUAUAGCCAGCGAACAGAUCUAGUGCCAAGUCUUGUACCUUCUGUUCUAUGACAUGUUUUAUUAUGGGCUGGAAAUUAAUUUGAUUUUCUUCCUUCUGUAUAUUACAUUGAACUGUCUUUUAGCAACUGUCAAGCAUUUUUUUUCAAUUAUCUUUUAACACGUUUUAAUCAUCUUUAUUAUUUUGUUUAAUGUUUGGACAUUUUUUAGAUAUUCCUUUUUUUCUUGUCCUGUUACACCUUCCUGUAUUUUAGCUGUUUUUGUUGUAAUUUAGACUACUUCAAAAUCUUUUUAUCUUGUGUCUUACAUUGGCCUUUUCCAACUUACUUAGAUAACUUCUGACAAACCUCACUUCAAACGUUGUGAUUUUUUUUUCCAACCACAGCAUAAAACCAGAGUCUGUUGUCGUCAGCAUAGAGGUAUAUAUUUAAAAUGGAGCCGAUUCAUACAAAAGCAGACAUAGUGCUCGUUUGUUCAGCUGUUUCUCAGAGCGUUGGCAGUAAACUUGUGUAACUCGGACGUCCUGUGUGCUGUGUGUGGACCUGCUGGCAGUGACUGGACAGAGACGUUGUGGGACAAGUCUUUCUGCCUGGUGACGAUGCAGAAAAAAAGCAAAAAAAAAAUAACAAACCAACAGGCUGGAACCUGUUCAGCUAAAGACAGUUGUCCUCCUUUUGAAUGAGACUUUGUUUGUUUUGAAUGAUAAACUGAAACAAAUGGUGUGUUUUCAAGUGUAGCCCCCCGAUAACAACCAUGUCUGCAUUACAGACCCAGACCCUGGUUUCUGGACUUAAACCUGGUCUUAAGUGAUCAGGCUGUUGAAUGUGCCAUGUUGACUGAUCACGUCAAAACCUGUCUGCUGCAGCUUCACAUCAACAAAGUAAUUAAAGCAUUAAUUCUAAACUAAUGUCUGCAGCAUGUUGCGUUUUCCUUGCGGGUAGAGAAUCUCUAUAUUAUUAAUAAUUGUCUUGAAUGUUAAAUCAAAUCAAAUCCAUUUUGUCGCACUUGAAACCAUACCCAGAAGACAUGAACUCCACGUCAUUUCCGACAUGAAUCGGACAUGGACGUGGUAUCCUGGUGCCAUCGUCACGUUAGACGUGCUCAGCGUUGCAUGACAGACAUUCAUUCACACGGUGUAAAUUACACAGUUUCGUGUUGCAGCCGAGAUACAGCAAGACCAAACAAUGUAUUACAUGCCAAAUGGAGAAAAAAAGACAAAGUAUUUUUGGGAUUAAAGUCUUUGCAGUUGAACUU